GUCCGCUGCGGUGGGCGGCCCCCGCAUAAUGCGAGCGGGCCGGGCCGGCGGGCCAAUGGGAACGUGGGCCCCCAGCGGGCGCCCGGUUCCCCCAUGCAUUGAUCCGGGAACCGCGCGGGGCGAACCGACUCGUGUAUAAUUCAUAGCGGGGAGCGGGGACGCGCACGGCGCUCCGAUGUACCCGACGGCCGCCGGGCCGCUCACGCUCACGCACAGGCCGAACAGUUCCUUCCUCGUGGACAACCUGCUGGCGCGGGGCGUCGACGCAUCGUCCCCUCCGGCCGCCGGUGUCGUAGUCGGCUCCCUAGUGUCGCACCACCAGCAGCAAGUAGCCGCUGUCGCGGUUCACCAACAGCAGCAACAACUGCAACACCAACUUCAGCAGCAACUGCAACUGCAACAGCAGCAGCAACAAGAGCAACACCAGCAGCAACUGGACUGCUGUUCCUCGUCGGGAGGCAUGACGCCCCGAGAUGACGAUGAUGACCUGCGCACGCCGCCCCCGCCGCCGCUCAAGUUUGGUGUGACGGCCAUCCUCGCUGACCACGGAGGCGCGGCGAUGCACGGACGGGACAAGGAGCGCAUCUUCGGAGGAGCAGCGAGGAGCGCGGCAGCCGCGUCACUGCUCGCCGCGGCAGCGGCCACAGGGGGAAAACCCGACCUACGGGACCUGUUCGAGCAGCUGAGGUCGAAUUCAGGCUUCCUUCCCCGGUGUUUUGUGACCGAAAGGCCAAAGUUUCCCCCCUGCAAGGACGAGAAGGUACCCGGAGGAAUUCCCUGCGUACCAGUGUCUUGCAGCGGGGCGGCAGCAGCGGCGGCGGCGGCCGUGCAACUGGCCGGCUCCUACCCCGUCGUGGCAAAGCCCAUUCCUCGAGGAUUCUUCGAGUCUCCCCUGCAGUCGCUGGUCGCCUGCAGGUCCUCCUAUCUGGCCGGUCACUUGGCCUUGUAUCGCGCAGGUCUCGGACCCGCCGGACUAAGCGGCGGCGAACAGUUUGGUCUCGGUCCCGGGCGGAGUCCUCUGCCCGGAGGGGCAGGAGGACCCGGCGGUGGACCCGGUGGAGCUCCGGGAACCGCAGGUCCCCUGCACCACGGCUUCCCCUUGCCGGCCACCUUCCCGUGGGCUGCCACGGCGAGGGGCAAACCGAGGCGCGGCAUGAUGCGGCGGGCCGUCUUCUCGGACGCGCAGAGGCAAGGCCUCGAGAAGCGCUUCCAAAUACAGAAGUACAUCAGCAAGCCGGACCGUAAGAAGCUCGCCGAAAAGCUGGGCCUCAAGGACUCCCAGGUGAAGAUCUGGUUCCAGAACAGGCGCAUGAAGUGGCGCAACUCCAAGGAGCGCGAGCUGCUGUCCAGCGGAGGCUCCCGGGAGCAGACCCUACCCACGAAGAGCAAUCCCAACCCGGACCUGAGCGAUGUCACCUCCCCGACCUCGGCCGCGGGCUCCACCAACGGCCACGGCGCUCACCCGCACCAACCGGUGACCGCCGCCGCCAGCCUCGCUGAACACCUCAUGCGAGCCUCGCGGGACGAAGACGACGACCAGCGCUCCGUGGACGUGGACAGUGACGAAGACGUCGAGAUCAAGGUCCUCUGAGCGGGAGACGAGUGACUCUCCAGCUGUUCUCCCAAGCACCCUCCUACGCGCUGUCCCUUCCAUGCCAUCGGACAGACCGGACUGAAGGAUGACCCGUGUACAGUGACUUGUUAUGAACUGCCUCGCAACCUCCUUCGUGACGUUGAACGGUUGCGAGAACCCUUCCCUGGCUCUGAAGCACAGUCAGCGGCAGCGUUGGCAGCAAGGUGCCGAGAUACCCUCCCACACAGCCUCGUUGCGCACUGAAAACGUAUACCGGACAAAAGGCAGGGCCCGCGUGCAGACGCGUUCAGCGGGUCUUGAGACCUUUCCUCAGAAUCUCGCAGGUUCUGUGAUGUGUGACUCGAAACCGGACUUGGAACUUGUACAGUGUCGCUGCAUGCGGAAUAAAUGCCCUUCGGUGUAGAAAGAACAAACUUUAACCGGUGCUGACAGUGACCUAACCUCAUGUCUUAAAGGACUCUUGAAAGAAGAGACGAUACCUUCGGGUCUUAACAUGCACCUUAUACCUUGGGAUGUCCAGCCCAAAUUUUCAGAACGCGUUUAGUGUCUUAGUGCACCGAUAUUGCAGCUGGUCUAUAGCGAUGGUCAGUUGCUUUGAAGACUGCUAGAGCAGGCUUGAACUAAUUGACCAACAGUGUUUCAGCUGAUAUUGAACCGCCAUUGAAUCGCCAUUUUCUUUGAACAAAGCUGACAAAUGAUCCUGGCUCGAUUUUUUUUAUAGUUGAGUUAAUUUUACGCUUGAGUUAGUAGUUUGCGUGUACGGUUUCCAGUGUACAGUUGCGGGGCCUCACGCGAGUAAAUGCUAAGCUAGAUCAAUGAUGUUCGAUGCAGUUAGGUCUUAUUGGACGCAGCAGGUGUCUCCUGCGGUCGUCAUUAGUUACAAUAAGGGUCGGGUACAUAAGGGCGUUCUUCAGUGGAAAUAUUCUGUAGAAUUCCCUCAGUAAUGUGCUCUGGUUACCUACCUUGCGCCGUUGCCUGUGUGGGCGCCUCAAGAAAUACCGCAUUCACAAAAUGUUUCGACACUGAGGCGAUUUGACGAUAGCCAUGUAUACAAAGGAGAUUCAGCCUAGACUUUAAGUAGCGGAAGAGCAGUUAACAGCCAAUGAACAAUCAAUGAACAUUUGUCCAGCUACAGGUGUCGGACACUUGCUGUCAGAAUUGGUGUCCGCCGAUAGCCCAACGUUUGUUAACCCAGAGUCCAGUGUUCUGAGGCGCGAUCCAAUCGAAUCCUCCUAGACGUAAUAUGAAGACCGCUCGCCAUUUAUCCUUAAAUUUCACAAGGACUGUAUUCGAUAGUCAAAACGUUACGCGUUCAUGGCAUCAACGGACCCGCGAUAACACCUAGCCUUUAUUGCAAUUUAAAUUGAAAUUCAACAUUUCUCGCAAGAAUCGCCGGACCAAAAGUGCCGAAAGGCCACCUGUAUUGCGCUACACGAUAUCGCUGUCAACUACUACCGCAAGCGUAACCACAAAUACCCGAUGCUUGCUUGGGCCCUCGGACCAUUGUGUGAAUAGGUGCACGUAGAAUGGAGGCUCAAGCAGAAGAGGAAGAGAGUAUGCGAAUGUGACGCAGAAAAAAAAACUCUUGGACUUAAUGGACGGUCCAGAAAACGUGAUCCCAGUGACAAAAGUGAGGUGCUUCUGUAAAGCCAGGUUCCUCUCUUGUUGAGAGGUUGCAUCUGCACGACUUGUACAAUAAACCCGUGAAGUUUGAA
Rhipicephalus sanguineus (brown dog tick) is the source of this 3309-nucleotide messenger RNA. RefSeq names its product hematopoietically-expressed homeobox protein Hhex-like (gene Dbx). Gene Ontology annotation, biological process: regulation of transcription by RNA polymerase II. Gene Ontology annotation, molecular function: DNA binding; DNA-binding transcription factor activity, RNA polymerase II-specific. The coding region runs from base 176 to 1591 and encodes 471 amino acids. Lineage: Eukaryota; Metazoa; Arthropoda; Arachnida; Ixodida; Ixodidae. The record is from RefSeq and is a predicted model, not a curated record. The transcript is spliced from 5 exons.